Messenger RNA from Corticium candelabrum, 1170 nucleotides. RefSeq lists its product as uncharacterized. The coding region runs from base 79 to 1047 and encodes 322 amino acids. The record is from RefSeq and is a predicted model, not a curated record. Lineage: Eukaryota; Metazoa; Porifera; Homoscleromorpha; Homosclerophorida; Plakinidae. The transcript has 4 exons.
GGUCACACAACAAGAUUGCUCCGUUUGGAUAAACACAGCAAAUCCUAGAUUGACAAACAACAACACAGACUCAAAGACAUGGUUCAGGAUACAACGUUCCCACUGGGCGUGGCUGGUGUCAUUGGAUUCCUGCUGCUCAUAUUGAUGGUAUUGCUCUGCAAGUACAAGCGCAGGUUGAAGAGACAGAACAGAGUGCAACAGUGGAUUAACCAAGACAAUACACAAGCACCAGCAGAUCCUGUAGUAAACUCCUAUUCUCCAGGUUUUUUAAGGCAACCGUCAACAGGCUAUCCCUACUAUCCUGAUGUCUUACACGAGUGGAUGGAAAUACCAAACAUUUAUGAUUCAAGUCACGGCGUAAAAGUUUACAAUGGAGCGUCACUGACUGGUGAUUCUGUUUGUCAAGACUUGCGCAACAGUCUCAGGAACAAUAGACAUGAGUUUUACUAUCACGCUACAUCGUGGAUGUCAGCUAGGGCAAUAUAUGAAAAGGGAGUUAAUCUCAAAAGAGGUGGAAAGUCGCAAGACUUCAGUGAUUCGGAUGGAUACUAUCUUCACAAAAUGCUCAAGCCUGCUGUUAGAUGGGCAAAGAGGAAAGGUGGCGAGCAACCUGCAAUUCUUGUUUAUGCCUACACUAUCCCGCCUAAAUUCCAAGUUCUUAAUUUAUGUGGUUUACGAAACGAGAAGUUGUGGGAGAACGUCGUCAAAGCUUUCAGAUCAGGAAAUAAAGAAUGGGCGCCAAAUACUAAUCCACCUCCAGGAAAUGCUGACUGUGUUAUUGGUCCCAUUUGUGCGAAUGGUAAUGAUUGUCCAAAACGACGUGUCAAUUAUAGCUUGAGUGAGAUUGACUUCAAAGCUAAGAAAUUACGUAAUUACAAGAAAUUACGUAAUUACAAGAAAUUACAUAUUUACACACAGAUUUGUGUAAAGAAUCAGAUGGCAAGCUGGAUUAAUUCUAAACUCGUUAGGAUCAUCUUCUUUCCACCGACUGAAAUACAAGACAGAAAGCAACAAGUGUUUCACCCAUUCAACUAUAAUUUGCUUUGAUGUACAAGUCAGAUAUGUCACUGAAUAUUGAAUGUGUUGUUGUCUACUAGAAACCGUCUUGUACACAAGAAUAUAUUGUAGAGGCACGAUCGCUUCAUGUACAUGUAUAGGAGAAUAUAAUGC